GUCUAGUAUCUGUUCAAACCUGGCAAAGGCGAAGUCUGCAGCAAAGGGUUGUAUCUUCUGUGGCUUGUUGAGCCCCUCUCAUACCUGCGAGCCUUACAUGCUGACAAAAGCCGCUACGGUAUGUGUUGUUCCGUCCAUCAUAAUGACUUUGUUCAAAUUGUUUUGCAAAAUAUCUUCCCUUGAGCCAAUCUUCUGCCAAAGUAUAUCUGGAACAAUUGCACAAGACCGUGCAAGGUCUCCAAUGUAAUCCUUUGUUCAUUUUCUCAUCAACCCCAGCAGUGAGUUGUGUGGCAACAGUUCAGCAAAACAACUCCACUGUUUUUUCCUUGAAUAUCCUGUGAUGUGAAAGGCAUAAAAAAGAGGGAUAGGCUCCAGUAGCUGCAGCAGUUAAGCUCCUCUGCUGUUGCCAUAUAACGGCAAAAGGAUCUUAUUGCAUUAUAUGUCACUCUUAGCAUGAAUUAAUGAACUCAUAUGAAUGAGACCAGACUUACACACGCUCAGGUUUGCUUUAUCAUCCUCUGGAGUUGUUGAUUCUUAACACGAACACAAUGUCUUAUGAGCAGGAUUAUCUAUAUCCACUGAAAAACCAUGAUGUUUGUUUUUCUUAGGAGCGUGCAGUCCUUCCCCACCCCCACCCCCAUCCUUACAGCAACUGUAUGAGGUAGGGGCUCAGAGGCUAACUCAUCAACCUGGUCCCCAAAUAAAAUUGAAAACAUGCCUUUCUUUACCUCAGAAUUUAUUUCUGCAUCAUGUGUCUUAUCCCUAAAAUUAUUGCAACAGAAGUUGCAAGAAUAGGUGCUGGGUCACUGGGAACUAAUAGCAAUGACAGGCAAAAGGAAAAAAUAUAUAUCAUACUGUUGCACUUGGUAUAUAAUAUAUAUACACACACACAAAAUAUUCUGCGUGAUUUUCUAUAAUACUAUUAUAUAUAAAAUAUGGGUGUGUGUUAGGGUACUGUAAGUUGAGUCAUUGCUAUAUGCUCAACAACUGGCCUUUCACCAGGUUAGUUCACAUACUCUGUCAAUGAAGAGGGGAUUGUGAACAUUCUCUGGUCAAUAUACACAAUCUCCAACAGACCGUGGGGAAUGUGCAUAUCUCCACUGCAUUUUGCACAUGCCAUUAAUUUCUGUGGAACUUACUUCUUACUUUUUCAUACCUUCAGGAAAUGUGUGCGUAAACAGUUCUACAUAUAGAGCCUAUAGGCACAGGAUUGUAUGUACAUACGUUGUGUUAAGAGUUAACCCUUCUGAUGAAUGUGUAGCAGCAGUGGCGUAGAGGCAAAUUUUGAAGUGCCAAGACUCUGGUCUUGCCUUAAAGCUCCAUGGCCUCACUUUUUAAAAAUCUAACAAACACAACUGCAGGCCAUAUUCCCAUUGUGUGACCCUUUUAACUCCCCAAGCCGGGCAAAACAAAUGUUGUUUCUUUACAGGCGCAUAAUUAACCCCUUGAGUAUGUAGGCAGCUAAAGCUAAAUAAUUAUGGUAUUUAAUUUUCCAGUAGCUGAUGAAAAUCUCUUUUAGGCUCCUAAUUGGCUGCCACCUCCUAUUAGAGCUUACUUUGAGCAUUUGAAAUAAUCGACUUGGGAAAUACGUGACUUGAGCAAGAGGAUAAAGCAACAGCUGAUAGAAUGGGAUGCAAUAUUGUCUGGGCUUAUGAAUAAAAGGAAACACAUGGUGGGAAAUGUUUGUAUUCCAUAUUUUAUCUGAGUGAUCCAAGAUAAAAACAUAUGGUGAGCCUGCUGGAUCAGGCCAAGGGCCCAUCUAUUCCAGCAUCCUGUUCUCACAGUGGCCAACCAGAUGCCAGUAGGAAACUCACAAGGAGGGCCUGAGCACAGGAGCACUUUCUCCUCAUGUGGUUUCCAGCAACUGGCAUUCAGAACCAUUACUGCAGUAAUGUGGAGGAAGAGCAGAACUAUCAUACUCAUCAUGUCUCCAGAUAUCUCAUCAAGCCAGAUAAAACCAAAUCAGUUUUGAAGUUUGACACAGAUCAUGCUCCGUUUCCAAUGCAGGGAUUGUGCAAAAAGUAAAUCAGUAGAUUUGUAGUGGACUGGCAGUAGAUUUGUAGUGGAUUCAGUAGAUUUGUAGUGGAUUGGCAAAGCUUUAUGACCCCCAACUGUAGUAACUCUGAUGUAAUUUGUACUUGUUUAUCUAGAUCCCUCCACUAUUCGGCUCCCAGGGUGAUGGUGAUUAAUUCAUUCCAUCAGUAUUGUAACUAAGCCUCACAAAAGUUACUAGCUUACAUCAUCACCACUGGACGCUGGGGAGCGGGGGGGGGGGGACAACAGCAAAUAAUGUUCCUCUAGCAGUUCUCCAAUUUCUAUGUUUGGUGCAUAGAGGAUGGAGCCCUCCAUAUUUCCUACAACUGCUCGCUCCCUCACCUGCAUGUCACUUAUAGUUACCAGGCUAGUGCUUAAAUGCAAGGAUGGGUUCUACCUCAUCAGACACUAUUUAGGACCUGGCUCUGGUUGGUGACUCUUAGGCACUCUUGUAAACAAUAAUGUAAUGCUGAAAGCCUGACAUUGACCUGAGGAUAUAAAGAAAGCAGACAUAAACUGAGAAGAUGAGCGGUUGGUAUAAAAAGGUCUUGAAUUUGAUCAUUAACAUAGUUAAAGCAAGGGGUCCCCGUUUCUUGACAGGUACUUCUUUUCAUUAUGCCUUCAAUUGCUCUUCUGCAUCUGGUGAGAUGCACAGACAUUGCUGUAUCCCAGAUAUUAAUUUCUCAUAUGCUCAGGGGUAUUUCAGUCUGGUUCUUUCAUUGCUGAGAUAUCGCUGGUCAUGCUGUGGUCAGUAAGAAACCUACUGUUCUGCAGGGGUGAGCCCAAAUCUAUGUCCAAAGAUAGGAGGGCUAAGGCAAGAUUUGGAGAAAGAGGUUGGCUUGUAAUUGUAGAUACAAUGGAGAAUGCUCUAUUCCAAAUGUUUUUAACAUGGGGACAUUCCCACCAAACAUGAAUAAAGUUGCAAACUUAGUAUGUAAAAGUGGGGGAAUUUCUUGUUUAGAUUGGAAAAACAAGAAACUGAGAAAACUGGAAUUGAUAGAUUCACCCAUUCCUACUUAUUUUAAAAACCUUUACAUGCCUGAUCAAAAGUAAGUACCUUUGAGGUCAAUUGAUUUACUUCCAUGUAAGGGGACAGAGGAUUGGAGACUUUGAUACCCAAUUAAGCUGUAAAUAAAUGCAUCAAGUAGCUGAAUUAGCAGCAUGUGUUUAUUAGGAGCCAAUUACAUGAUCCCUUGGCAGUUUUUAAUUAAUGAUUGUCAGCCCAUGGAAACUAAUUGGCUAAGGUUAAAAUGAACAUGAAAAUCUCUUGGUAAAGUUAACUGCCUAAAGUUACUUUUAGUCGUUCAUUGUUCUAGCAAAAGAAACCACUGUAUAGCGAAAUUAGGUAAAGGAGCUGCAGAUUUAAAAACAAAACAAAACCAGCAACUCACAAAACCAGCUACUUGCAAAUUAAACAGUACUAUUUGCUAUGCGGUCAUACAGAGAAGAAGACGAGGACUUUAUUACCAUGGGGCUUCAUGUCAGUAGAACAUUCAGCUCAGUUUUUCUGCUUACCAGAACCAAGUAAUUAAGGUUCCACAGGCCUUAUAUCCAAGGGCAGGAGGUUCUGCUGUGCUUUUUCUGCUGUAGAACAAAGAACAAGACAAUAACUGGGAAAUUGCACCUUGCAUAUCCAUUUAGAAUGUAACCGCUGUAAAAGUCUUCUCCCUAUUUUUUUUAUUUUUUUUUAGUUGCAUUUCCCCCUCAAAUGCUGCAGGCAGGUCAUUUCAAAGGACACUGGUGUUGGGAUGAAAGGUGGGUUGUGGAAAAGUAGGUAGCAAUAUAGUAACUAGAGUUGGAAGAUUGCAACCUCUGUUUCCUGGCAGAAGCUGAACUAAGCAUGACUCCUUUUAAUUGUUCAUUGCAAUCUUAUCUCACCUUUAUUUCAGGAGUUCAAGGUAGCAUACAGGCAUCCUUUGCAUUCUACUCACAUGUGACCACAUAUACAUGUAGCACCAGGAAAUAAAUAAAUAAAUAGAAUCAUGCUAGGAAAUGUCGGGAUAGAGCUUGGAGAAUCCUUGUGGCUAGUGAGGAGACCCUCCCCAAAGCCCGAAGAGGAUGUCAGUGAGGGUGAAGGAAGCCCCAAAGAAACCUGAGGUGCAGCAGAGCUUUGUUUAAGCUGCUUUGCCUCCCUGCCUAAGCAGCUGGCAUGUGGGGCAGUGCAGCAGCUGCUGCCACUUUUCUGCUCAUCCGCCAACCUUCUGCUGGCCCCAGAGCUCUAGUUGCAGAGACAGUUGUGCAGAGAGAGAGCUGGAGAGGGGAGCAGAAUGGACAUUUAGAGGCUUUUUAGAGGGUGCUCCCCACAUUCACUUAGGCAUGAGGGGCCUGGAAUGUAACCCUCACAUAAGUAGGGGGAUGCCUGCUUUUCUUCCCUGUGGUAAAGUGAAAAGUUCUGUUAGAUUCCAAGCGAUUGCACUACUGUGCAUAUGACUAAUGCUUAAGUAUCCACCGUAUCUUUUCAAGGGGAGCGGAUGUGGAAGAAAAUGGAGCCAACCAGUGACUUCCUUGCCCUGGACCUACCAGGUCCAGUGGUUAACAGCUGCCCACUUCUUCCGAUUCCUUUUAGCUUUUUGCACCCAGAGUUCAGUGGCUGGCCUCUGGUCCUUUGAACAGCAAACCUGCUUCUCACUUCAGCAAGCAGCAGGAAAGACAAUGAAGAACUAUGGGGUGGGAGGGAUAGAUAGCGAGCAGGCAGGACUUCCAGCCUUCAAUCUUGCAACCCUGUAAGGAGCCUGGUGAAGUGGCUGUGCACAUGCUGUGCCUGCCCAGCUCCUCAUUAAUUAGUGUGGGCUGGUAUCUGCUGUGCUACUGCUGCGGCUUCUGAGAGGCUGACAACAGUAGCAUGGGAAAGUGAGGAUUUGCAUUGGAAAAACUCAGACUUGGUUUCCUCUCGAGACAUCUUGCAUAAGAAGCUGAAUGUCAAAAGCUUGGCUAUCUCUGGUUUACACCAUUGUCUUCCAUUAUUUCAGAGGGGAAGAGAUGUUUGUUGGCUUGUUUUUGCAGAUCCCAUUGUGGGUUGGUUCUUUCCAGUGUACUUGUGUACUAUGAGACGCGUAAUUUUUCCUUCCACCCUUCCAAGCAAUAGUGUUUUCCCUCCCAGCUGCAUCACAAUGGCAAAUUUACCUGCUUCAGUUUCCAGCGUGGGAGCUUAGAAAUAACAACAGGAAGACAACUUAUCCUCAGCUGUUGCUACAGGUAUUUUUCGGUGCUGAUCCAUUAUUGAAUUUCAUGUUAGAGACUAGCAAAUUGGUGGGGAUUGAUGUAAAUGAUCUUUGAACUUCAAGGCUGAAAGAUGCUUUGUGGCUACAGUCCUAUACACGUGCACCUCAGAGUAUUAGACACAUAAAGGAUUGCAUUGUAAAAGCAAUCCAUUUCUGUUAAAACAGAUUUCCAAGCCGGAUUUAAGCUAUUUUGCUGCUGCUUACUUUAGUGAGCAAAAAUCCAAGCAGUUUUCACUUACUGGUUUAUGGGUCAUACAUCUUCCCAUUAGUUAGCUAGUUCCAUAAUGAGAUUAUCUGCAGCUUCAGUAUCUUAAACUCCAUAAAUACUAUUUUAAGUCUGUUCUGGACACGGAUGUAGUCAGAUAUUAGUCUGAGUAAUAUAGUUUGUCUUUCCAUUUAGCAAUACCAAUUUACAUCUUCCAGCUAUUGCUAUAUUCACUAGUAUGUGAGUGGAUGUAUACACACAAUAUAUUGCCUAGGAACAGGACUUUCUGAGUCAACAUUUUAGGAUUGUGCUGCUAGUCUGGGUCCAUGACUGGCAUGGGAUUCUCUUGCACUACAAAAAUCUUGUUUAUUUAAAAAAUGUACGCAUUCUAUGUUUCCUGUUUCUAUAGUUCUAUAGAAGUUAGAGCAUUUUCCCAAUCAAUAUAUGACUUGGUAAUGCAAGGUGGAUCCAACAGAAAGUCCUCAGUAACCUCUCUACGUUGUUUCCAAAGUAGCACCAAGCAAAUCCUUGCAUGAGCAGAACAAUUUUUACUUGAGCCAUGAUAUUUCCCCCCUCUCAUUCCCUUGCAUGCCCCUUAAAUGUUCUGGGGUUUCCUCUCAUCCAAAGCAGAUUUAGGGAGGGUGUAGGACAUGCACAGGCAAGUGAAGUGGGGGAAAGUCCCAUUGCACAAGUUGAAGUUCUUCUGCUUGUGCAACUAUUUAGUUGGAUACCAUCCUAAAUUUGGAAAUUAACCAGUGCAUACAAUUGCUCCCUUUUAGGUGCCCUGUUGCCUUUCGCAAUGGAUGCUGAUAGCCAUAGAAGCAUAAGCAAACCUGUGACAACAACAUUUGUUUUGUGAACACCCUUGAUUUAGGGCAGUCUAGGGACUUGUAUACAAUUUUCACGUCCCUUUGAAAAUAUGAAACAAAAGCAUGGCUUUGUUUUCCCUGAAGUUAUGGCAAGAUUCCCCACCCCCCUUCUAUUUGUUCCAGCUUCUUUCCCCUCCACCCCCUUUUCUUUUUUCAUUUCUAUAGACAUCUCCAUCCACUUUGAUCCAAACUGUAUUCCAGACAUAAUCAUUAAAGUUUUCAGUUCUUAUAAGAUCUAAUUACCCACCUACUUUCACACAUUUUUAGCAUUGGCUGCAACCGUAUCACCAAACUGUCUUUGAAAGGCUGCCAAGUAGAUGUCAAACAGAAAUGGUUAUCAGCCAGCAUGAAAUGAAAGCCGUCUCCUGUGCAGAUACCCUUGUCAGAAUUUGGCAGUGUAACUGAGAAGAACACAUCUAGGGACAUGAGUGGAAAGCUUAUGUCAUUUAUGCAAGGAAAAAGACUACAAAGUGAUUCCAUCACACUGAGUCUAUAACAUCCUACAGAGGCAGAAACAUUUUAAUCUAGCAUAUUAAGGCCAAAGCAAACUCAAACGGGUGAAAAGGGGGCUGAUACAGGCUUGAAAGAAAUCACCAGUUUUUAACAGUACAGAAAGGUUAUCAGUUGGAACAAUGCCUCCAAAGAUAUGAUUGCGAUAUAUAUCACUUGAAAUUAAGGCCUGCAUGCUUGUUUGUUAUUUAUGGCAUUGUUAAUCACACUCUUGCUCUUGGGAGCUUAGGGAGAUAUAAAUGCUUCUCCUGUUUUAUCCUGACAAUGAUUCAGGAAGUUAGAAAAGUUAAUGACUGGCCCAACCUCAUUCAGUGAGCUUCUAUUAUUAUUAUUAUUAAAUCAUUAUUGAUAAUAAAAAUAAUAAAAAUCAUUAUUAAUAUCAAUCUGUUUCUUGUAUCCCAUACAUCUGACUGGGUUGCCCCAGCCACUCUGGGAUGUUUCCAACAAAAUACAAAGGAACCCAACGAAACAUGAAACAUUAAAAGCUUCCCAAAACAGGGCUGCCUUCAGAUGUCUACGAAAAGAUUGUUUAUCUCUUUGACAUCUGACAGGAGGGCAUUCCACAGGGUGGGCACAACUUGGAUACUGCUAAAUCAAGUGGCAGGGAAGGGAGGAAUCUUCUCAGAAUGGUGCACAAGAAUUCAAUGUAAAAUUAAAAUGCAAAGAUCGGAAGAAGAUAAAUCCAAAAUGAAACACAUGAGGAUGUCUGCCUAAUAUACAAAUCUAGGUGCUAAAGGCCCCAUUCAUUGUGGUUGCCAAACAGAUGUCAUAAGGAACACUUAGCAAUGCCUGAGUGGAGGUUCUUGCUGGUUCUAGGCCAACAUUCUGAUUACUACACCGUGCUGCCUCUGAAAGGCCUCUCACUUUUUCAAGCAGGAAUGUCUGCUUGCAGAAUAACUUUUCCCCCUAUCUUAGAAUUCAGCAUCUUAAGCAACUUUUCAGUUUUCCAGCAUGCAAUAAUUUUGCAAACAGAAGGGCUUACAUGGAUGCACUCCUAAAUAAAUACAUGAGUGGGCUGUGUGUGUGUGUGUUCCAAUCAACAAAAAAGGAACUUAAUUUAAUUUACAUAUGGCUUUGUUGACUGCUGGUGGGGGGGAACCAAUUCUCUGCUACUUUUCAACACUUUUGUCUUGUAGAAUACACAGAGCGAGCAACCUUCCUCCCAGCAGGGUUACGCCGCGAUGCAAGUCUGGUUCGUCGUGAACAUGCUUGGUUUCAUUUCUCUCGACAUGAUAGGGAUCCCAGGAAAUCUAGCCAUCCUCUAUGCCUUCCUCAAAGCCACCUGCCGGCAAAACUUCACACCCAGUGAAAUCAUCCUGGGCAAACUUGCACUGGCCAACCUCCUGGUGAUCCUGACCAGGGGUGUCCCACUCACCUUGCAAGCAUUUGGCAUCCACACCAUGCAUGAUAAUUUGACCUGUGGCAUCACCCUCUACAUCUAUUGUGUGAGCAGAGCCAUGAGCAUCUUCUUAACUUCCAUGCUGGGCUGCUUCCAGUGCCUCCUCAUUGCUCCAUGUCCUCUCAGAUGCUUGCGGCUAAGGCACAGCAUCCUUGCAAAACUCCCUUCCAUCAUGAUUUCCCUUUGGUGCUUCAACCUCCUGGUCUGCUGUACCCGUUUGCUUUACUCCCUGCCUCGCACCGGUACCAACUGCACCGAGGAAGAGAUCACGGUAGUGUAUGACUUCUGCUGUGUGGUGUUUCCUAACCAACUCUUGUACUUUGGAAAUGGAGUGGUAUUUGUCACUCGAGACAUUUUCUUCCUGGGGUUGAUGAGCCUCUCAAGUGGAUACCUCCUCUUUGUUUUUUGGCAGCAUGGGAAACUGAUGAGCCGCUUGCCCAUGCUACAGCUGAAGCAUUCAGAGAUCCGAGCAGCAAAAUCAGUCAUGGGCCUGCUGGCCAUGUACCUUCUCAGCUUUGGACUGGACAGUGUCUUCUGGAUGGUCAACCUUUGUGUAUCCCCAGUCUCACUGAGGUUUGCAGAUGCCCGCAUGUUUUUUGACUCCUGCUACUCAGCUAUAAGUCCCAUGUUGAUUAUCCUAACCAACAGAAAGAUUCAGGCAGGCCUGAAGUGUGCUAUUGGGAACAUUCCUGGAAAGAGAGAGCUACCAAAUGCAGACAUGUCUAAGAAUUGUCAGGGACAAACAAAUGAGCGCAUUAAAAAGUCUCAGUCUUAA
Podarcis lilfordi (Lilford's wall lizard) is the source of this 9013-nucleotide messenger RNA. NCBI's taxonomy places the organism in Eukaryota, Metazoa, Chordata, Lepidosauria, Squamata, Lacertidae. The record is from the annotation of a GenBank genome assembly.